This is a messenger RNA of Cuscuta campestris, 1719 nucleotides long. NCBI's taxonomy places the organism in Eukaryota, Viridiplantae, Streptophyta, Magnoliopsida, Solanales, Convolvulaceae. The record is from the annotation of a GenBank genome assembly.
CUAGUCACAGUUGUUGACUUUGAUAGACUCCAUAUAAGGGGAUUGAUUGAAUUGAAGAUCUUAGCUCAAUAGAGACAGAGAGUGUGUAUUCAUGGCGGAAAACAAACCAGCCAGCCGUCGUUUUCGUGUUCUGAUGCUUCCAUGGUUAGCUCAUGGCCAUGUCGUCCCCUACCUCGAGCUAGCAAAAGAGCUCCACCACCGCAACUUCGUCGUCCAUUUCUCUUCCACCCCGGCGGUUCUCGCUUCUCUCCAGUCCGCCCCCAACUCAUCUGCCUUCCUCUCCCAAAUCCACACCGUCCCAAUCCACCUCCCCGCCGCCGCCGACCUCCCUCCCUCCCGGCACACCACCAAAGAUCUCCCCCGCCACCAGAUCUUCGCCCUCUGCAAGGCCUUCAGAAUGUCCGCCCCCGCCCUCUCCCUCAUCCUUGACGAAAUCGAACCCGACCUGCUCGUCUACGACCUCUUCCAGCCAUGGGCGGCGGAGGCCGCCGCGUCCCGUGGAAUCCCCGCCGUGUGCUUCUGCAUCACCGGGGCAGCCUCCAUUGCCUUCACCCACCACCUGCUCCUCCGCGGAUCGACGGCCGGAUUCCCCUUUCCGGCGGUCUUCAUGACGCCGAACGAGCUAAGGGCACUCAGGGAGAACACGGGAAGCAUUGACCCGGAAGACAGAGUCGCAAUUCUCAAGUCAUUGGAGCUGUCAAACGACGCCGUUUUGACCAACACCAGCCGCGAAAUCGAGGGGAAGUACAUCGACCACCUCUCCGCCGUCCUCGGCAAAUCCGCCGUUCCCACCGGCUCACUCGUCCGCGUCCCGGGGAAAAACGGCGGGGAAGAGAAAGCCGAGGAUCACGAAAUCCUCCGGUUUCUCGACGGAAAGCAAAGGCAAUCAACGGUGUACAUCUCAUUCGGGAGCGAAUACUACCUGUCAGAAACCGAGAUUCAUGAAGUGGCUAAGGGAUUGGAGCUCAGCGGCGCCAAUUUCGUAUGGGUCGUUAGGUUUCCGGCGGGGAAGGAGGCGAAAAUCGAGGAUUCGGUGCCGGAGGGGUUUCUGGACAGGGUAAAGGGGCGAGGGGUAAUAUUGGAAAAGUGGGCACCUCAGAUCCAGAUUCUGGGGCACCAGAGCGUGGGAGGAUUCGUGAUGCAGUGCGGAUGGAACUCCUUUCUGGAGAGCAUUCACUUCGAUGUCCCAUUAAUAGCCAUCCCCAUGCACUCCGAGCAGUUCAUCACCGCCAGGAUGGCGGCGGAGCUGGGGAUCGCCACGGAGGUCAUGAGGGACGACGACGGCCGGCUGCACGGAGAAGACAUCGCCAAAGCGGUGAAGAGAGUUCUGGAGGAGAAGGAGGGGGAAGAGAUGAGAGGGAAAGUGAAGGAAUUGAAUGCGGCUAUGGCGAUCAAAGGGAAACAGGGGAUCGAUGACACGGCGGCGCUGCUGUCUCGGCUGUGCUUGACUUCCGGCGGCGGUAAAGCAUGAAGCACUAUAUCUAUCUAUCUAUCCUCAUUUGAUUUUAUUAUCACCCAAGGAGUUGCAUGGAAAAAUAGGGAAGUCGUAAAACUUAUCUUCAUCUUCAUUGUUGCACAAUAAAAGAAUUCUUGCCUCAGCUCUUUACUUGAAUUCUUGCCUCACCUCUUUACUUUCGACCAAGGAAGAAGAUUUGCCUACACACUCUUUAGUCUUUUCGACCCUACUUUCAUGAGAUCUAAUUGGCUUGUUGUUGUUAU